CGCUGUAGAUUCAAUUCUCAUACCCUUUUUUGCCGUAACAGCUGCGCUGUACCUACCAUUACUUUUACUCUCUCGAAUAAUCCAUACAUACAUAUUCACCAUGUACUUCCAAUCUUUCGCCAUCCUUUCGCUCGCUGCGUUCUCUGUCGCCGCACCUACCUCCAACAAGCGCGCAGUGGUUGCCCGCCAAAGCGGCCCAGUUCUUGCCGACACGACUUACAACGACAUCUCGAUCUCGGGUGGCCAGGCUGGAAAUGCGCAGGCGGAAGCCGCCGCAGUCUUCUCAGCACUCGACUUGCAGAACCCAGGAAACAUUGACCAAGCGGACCUCACUUUCCUCAAUGAGGUCAACCAAGUCGCCAACGAUGCGGAGAAGGAGGCCUUCAACCCAGCAGUAGAGGCUGCUACCGGUGACGAAGCCGAUCAGAUCCAGAAUGGAAAGAUCAAGAACAAAGUCUUGAAGCUCAUGGCUACUGUUAUCAAGCUUCAGGCCCAGGCAGCUCAAGGAGACGACAAUGCUGAUCAGCUUGCGGAGGAAAUGACGAAGCUCCAAAACAACAUAGACCAGGAUACCGCGGCUGCUGGCCAGGUCUCUAUUGCUGAGCCGUUCGAUGCUACCAUCUCUGGCGGAGGUAACUAAUGUGGAAGAGGGUUGGUUGUUUGUUUGACUGUCAGUAUCUGGAGUAUUUGCACUCGGGCCAUGGAACUUUGCUUUACUCCAUGCAAACAUAACUAGCUGCUUUGUGAUAUACCUACUACUGCAAUUGCGAAAAUUUCGCAUUCUUCACGACAUGCGUGUUUACUGUCCACUCUUUUCAGAAGUUUCAUCCCGUCUUUUACAUCUUUCAAGGUUCAC
Messenger RNA from Alternaria rosae, 856 nucleotides. RefSeq lists its product as uncharacterized. The record is from RefSeq and is a predicted model, not a curated record. The coding region runs from base 101 to 640 and encodes 179 amino acids. The transcript has 2 exons. Lineage: Eukaryota; Fungi; Ascomycota; Dothideomycetes; Pleosporales; Pleosporaceae.